AUGGACAAUGGUUGCUUCUCUUCUCCACGCCACGAUGCUUUUCCAGCUGGUCUGCGAGUUCUCGUUGUUGAUGAUGAUCCGACAUGGUUGAGGAUCCUUGAAAAGAUGCUGAAGAAGUGCUUGUAUGAAGUGACUACAUGUUGUUUAGCAACAGAGGCUCUGAAAAAACUUCGUGAAAGGAAAGAUGCAUAUGACAUAGUGAUCAGCGAUGUGAACAUGCCUGAUAUGGAUGGUUUCAAACUUCUUGAGCAAGUUGGACUUGAGAUGGAUCUUCCUGUUAUUAUGAUGUCUGUUGAUGGAGAAACAAGCAGGGUGAUGAAAGGUGUCCAACAUGGUGCAUGUGAUUAUCUUCUCAAGCCUAUAAGAAUGAAAGAACUGAGAAACAUAUGGCAGCACGUCUUUAGAAAAAGGAUGCAUGAGGCAAGAGAUUAUGAAAGUCAUGAGGGUUUUGAGACCCUUCACUUGAUAAUGAAUGGAUCAGAUCAGUCUGAUGAUGGUAACCUCUUUGCUGUAGAAGAAAUUACCUCAAUGAAGAAAAGAAAAGAUGCUGAUAACAAGCACGAUGACAAAGAAUUGGGAGAUCAUUCUCCCACAAAGAAAGCUAGAGUAGUUUGGUCUGUGGAUCUUCAUCAGAAAUUUGUCAAAGCAGUGAAUCAAAUUGGAUUUGAUAAAGUUGGUCCCAAGAAAAUUCUAGAUCUGAUGAGUGUUCCCUGGUUGACAAGAGAAAAUGUUGCUAGUCACUUGCAGAAAUACAGGCUCUACUUGAGUAGGUUGCAAAAGGAAAAUGAACAGAAAUCUUCCUCAAGUGGAAUAAAGCAUUCGGAUUCACCUUCAAAAGAUACAGGAAGUUUUAGUUUUCUAAACACUGCAAACAACAAGCAACAAAAUGAUGUCGCCAUUGACAGCUUCAGUUAUUCAGAUGGAACUUCACUACUUCAGAUGGAUGGUCCAAGUCAUGAAAGUGAUCUCAAGGGAAUCGUGUCAGAGCCUACAACCGAAAAAAGAAGAACAUCGACUAGUGACAUUUCUGAUCCAAAGAUACCAAAAAGUUCACAGAUGACCCUCAAUGAACCUUUUGCAUCUUUAGAGUCAUCAGAAGCAAGCCAUGCAGUAUUUGAUUGCACGAUACCAAGACAGUACUCUUGGAGUGAGUUUCCGAAAGGACCACUCAAAGAAGAACAGAAGACAAUCGUUCAAUUAGAGGAUAGCUUCAGCCAGUUGCCAUUACAUGGUACACAGCAUCACAUUCAGGUUGAUCAAUCACAAUCAAUUGCUUCGAUUAAUUCCAAUCCUUCUAUAACAGAAAAAGAGGUUGCUCCCAGCAUAGACACCAAGCCUUUGUAUGCUGGUUACAAGAGUGAUUACAUGAGUCCUGUGAGUUCAAUAGGAUCUGCAGUUGACACCUUUCCUAAACAGUCCAAAAGCGUCAUCGUGAAUGAUCAAUCUUCACAGCCCAUUUUCACCUCAAAUGUGAGCUUGAAAACUCAGGGAUUUAACGUAGAUUGCAUUUCUGAUCUGGACUUUUACCAAAUGAACCUAUUAAUGGGUGGUGAAGCAGCAGCUUCUUCACCGUUGGAGGAGGACCUGAAUCACUUUUUGCUACAAAGUGAAUGGUACAACAUGAAUUUUGGGCUGCAGCAUAUAGAUAUGUCAGAAUAUUAUGAUCCAAGGUUUAUUGCUGAAGCCCCUAGUUACUUUUAUGAUUCAGCAGAUUAUUCAUCGGUAGAUCAAAGUCUAUUCAUAGCAUGA
This is a messenger RNA of Sphenostylis stenocarpa, 1749 nucleotides long. The record is from the annotation of a GenBank genome assembly. Lineage: Eukaryota; Viridiplantae; Streptophyta; Magnoliopsida; Fabales; Fabaceae.